Messenger RNA from Dipodomys ordii (Ord's kangaroo rat), 4012 nucleotides. Its product is annotated as flocculation protein FLO11-like. NCBI's taxonomy places the organism in Eukaryota, Metazoa, Chordata, Mammalia, Rodentia, Heteromyidae. The transcript has 10 exons. The record is from RefSeq and is a predicted model, not a curated record. Bases 1 to 3384 code for a protein of 1127 amino acids.
AUGUCCUCUGUACGUCUGGCCCUCCGGGACCUGGAGUGUCUGUACUGCCCAGCGUCUGCGCUGUCCAGCGUCUGCACUGCCCAGCGUCUGAGCUGUCCAGCGUCUGUGCUGUCCAGUGUCUGUACUGUCCAGCGUCUGCCCUGUCCAGCGUCUGCACUGUCCAGCGUCUGCGCUGCCCAGCGUCUGCGCUGUCCAGCGUCUGCGCUGUCCAGCGUCUGCACUGCCCAGCGUCUGAGCUGUCCAGCGUCUGCGCUGUCCAGCGUCUGUACUGUCCAGCGUCUGCCCUGUCCAGCGUCUGCACUGUCCAGCGUCUGCACUGUCCAGCGUCUGCGCUGCCCAGCGUCUGCGCUGUCCAGCGUCUGCGCUGCCCAGCGUCUGCGCUGUCCAGCGUCUGCGCUGUCCAGCGUCUGCCCUGUCCAGCGUCUGCCCUGCCCAGCGUCUGCGCUGUCCAGCGUCUGCCCUGCCCAGCGUCUGCCCUGCCCAGCGUCUGCCCUGUCCAGCGUCUGCCCUGUCCAGCGUCUGCGCUGUCCAGCGUCUGCGCUGUCCAGCGUCUGCGCUGUCCAGCGUCUGCGCUGCCCAGCGUCUGCGCUGUCCAGCGUCUGCCCUGCCCAGCGUCUGCGCUGUCCAGCGUCUGCGCUGUCCAGCGUCUGCGCUGUCCAGCGUCUGCACUGUCCAGCGUCUGCCCUGUCCAGCGUCUGCGCUGCCCAGCGUCUGCCCUGUCCAGCGUCUGCACUGUCCAGCGUCUGCACUGUCCAGCGUCUGCGCUGUCCAGCGUCUGCGCUGUCCAGCGUCUGCACCCAGCGUCUGCCCUGUCCAGCGUCUGCGCUGCCCAGCGUCUGCCCUGUCCAGCGUCUGCACUGUCCAGCGUCUGCCCUGUCCAGCGUCUGCGCUGUCCAGCGUCUGCCCUGUUCGGCUGCUGCUGGAAAAGCCUGCCACCGGGAGCCGGUCCAGAAGCCUGGCUGCUCCUCAAAACCAGAACUCACCUGCUGCACCUCCGGCCAAAGCAGCGUGGCCUCGGCCGCCCGCACCGGGCAAAGGGGCACGGAGGCAGCUCUGGCCAAACACAGGCCACAGCGAGACUCGGGCACGUUAGCUGAAGAGACAGAGGAGAAUGUUCUAGAAGACGGCAGCAAUGUGCUGGAAAGCAGAGGGGGCCGUGGCCGUGGUUUCCGGAGGUUGGGGGUGGUUGCUGUUAAUCGUGGAGCACCUGUCACCAUGACAGCUGCCCAGUCCCCCCCCCUCACCCUGGGACACGAGUCUGUGGGGGGAUUCUACAGACUCAGGAACACGGUGUCUAAGGGUCAGGGGCUCUGUGAGAUCCAGUCUUCCUGGAGCUCAGGAAGGAAUGGCGACUCCAUCCCCCCCAGGGCCUUUGCUCUUCGCCUUCUCAUUCCCUUCCCCCUGCUCUUGGUUGGGAAGGGCGCGGGAGCUGCCAGGUGGCCGGUGCUCUGUCCCGCACCAUCGCCGCCCCGGCAGCUGGUGAGAAGUUCUGACUCCCUCCCCCGACCUGUGCAGAAGACGACCUCUGGAGAGAGGUUGCUCAGGACGCUUCUAUUUUUAAGAAAGGCCGGCUCCCCGGUGGCCCGGAAAGGGCAGCUCUGCACCGCCUCGAUGCACAAUUGCCGCUGGAGGAGAAGCGUCCCCCGGUCCUUGCGCCAGCGCAUCAAUUAUUUAAGGCGGCUCUUCUGUGUCACUUCCUUUGGUGCGGGUUUUCGAGGCAGGGUCUCGCGUCCUGCUGCAGAGCCCCGGACGCUCUGUGCCAGCACCACGCUCCUCUGCCCCCCUGCCGAGGCCCGGGCAGCUCCCCUGCCCCCCUGCCCCCUGCCAAGGCCCGGGCAGCUCCCCUGCCCCCCUGCCAAGGCCCGGGCAGCGCAGCCCGCCCCCUCCGCCUCUCCACACCGCAGCAGGGGCCACCUCUCGCUGUCUUCGUGUCUGCCCGCCUCGUCUCUGGCCUGCAAAAGUGGCCAAGGUGCGCGUGCCCCUGGACGAGACGGCCCGGAGGCCACAGAGCCGGAGCCGGAGCCAGAGCCUGCGCUCGGCCCGGAGGCCACAGAGCCGGAGCCAGAGCCGGAGCCAGAGCCUGCGCUCAACCCGGAGGCCACAGAGCCGGAGCCGGAGCCAGAGCCUGCGCUCAACCCGGAGGCCACAGAGCCGGAGCCGGAGCCGGAGCCUGUGCUCGGCCCGGAGGCCACAGAGCUGGAGCCGGAGCCGGAGCCAGAGCCUGCGCUCAACCCGGAGGCCACAGAGCCGGAGCCAGAGCCAGAGCCUGCGCUCGGCCCGGAGGCCACAGAGCCGGAGCCAGAGCCAGAGCCUGCGCUCGGGGUGAUGCCCGCCCCCCCAUCAGAUCCUGACGGCGGAUUUCUCAGUGACAAACCAAACACAAAGGGCCACACGCGCUGCCAGACACACGUGUCACCGCCGGCGCUUCAGGGGCAGCUGGAAGCUACCUUGGAAAAGGAACGGGGGGUCAACGUUCUUCACAGCCAGGACAUCGAUGCCGGCCCCGGCCCUGCCCGCCCGAGCGCCGAACCUUUAGGGGUCCGCCACCAGCACCGCAGCCCCGACGACCGCGGGGAAGGACCGGACAAUCCACCCCGCGGCACCCCCCGGGAAGGACCGGACAGUCCACCCCGCGGCAUCCCCCCGGGAAGGACGGACCGGACAGUCCACCCCACGGCAUCCCCCGGGAAGGACGGACCGGACAAUCCACCCCACAGCAUCCCCCGGGAAGGACCGGACAGUCCACCCCGCGGCAUCCCCCCGGGAAGGACGGACCGGACAAUCCACCCCACGGCAUCCCCCGGGAAGGACCGGACAGUCCACCCCACGGCAUCCCCCGGGAAGGACCGAUCCACCCCCGGCAUCCCCCGGUUGAAGACGUGGUGUGCCUCAGCUGUUGUAGGAGGCUUCCUGCCACCCUCCUGGGCUUCCCUCUGCCACCCACCGCCGUGUGCUUCCUGUUCCUUGCUGGCUCCUUCCCCCAGCAAGGUGCAUGCAUCCCCGUCCUGGAUACCCGGCCACACCACAGGUGCCAGCUCUGCCCGCUGGGCAUCCCCGCACGCUCUUAGCAUGCCCUGGGACCAUUCACUCGGCCCCAACCUUUCCAGCCUGGCCACUUGUGGCUCUUCUACAUACUCUUCCUGUGCCCUGCGUUAUUGCCCUGUUCUCGUCCAUGCCCUCCGGGACACGGAAAGAAGCCAGGCCGGUCCAGGACCAGCCUGCACACCCUGGCCGGGCCUCGCUCUUGUUCUUGGUGGCCAAGUGAGCCUGUUCCGGAGAGAUGUCGCAUCUGGGGAAGGUGGGGGGGCGGCUUCUCUCUGUCCCCCAGUCCUGCAGCAAAGGGAGUUCCCUAGAGGUUACCCCUUGGUCCAGGCCUGCUUCUGACUCCCCACGUUCCCACAAUGCCACGAGUUGGAAGAACCUGGAACUUGUCCGCGCUGCGGGCAGCUGUGUCAGGCUGCCCAGCGAUGUCUUUGUGACACCCGGGCCUGUGUGGGAUGACAGCUGGGGAUGGGCUCUCCUGACCACCGGUGCUGCCCACGAUCUCCAGUGGAGAGUGCCCAGGCCACCUGCGUCCAGGUGGCCAUGAUGGACCUGCUCUGGCUCCAGACCUUCCCCGUCCAUCCCCGUGGCCCCGGCCUCGGCCCUUGAACCACUCACCAUCUCCGGGUCUCCAAGGAUGCCUUGUAUGGGGCCUGCCUUCCCCCGCCUGGCCACCGUGUCCAGACUUUGUCCAGGAAGACAGGGUUACCAAUUCGAGCAGGCCCGGGUGGCCAGCUCCUCUGGAAGCUGGGAUGGCAGAGCGCCAGGGCCCGCCGGGUGCGGCGAUGCAGAGCUGGCGCAGGCCCCUGGCAGGGGUCCAGAGCUGGGCCUCGGGCGGACCGCCAUGCUUUCUUCACGGUGGACAACUGAGACCUCAGUCCUGGGCCUUAGGCUCUGUGGAAUGUGCUCCCCGCCAUACUCCAGUGCCAAAUGGGUGGUGUGUACCUGGCCAGCCGACAGUGGGCGGGCG